Messenger RNA from Epinephelus moara (kelp grouper), 2612 nucleotides. It is a transcript of the gene f9b, whose product is annotated as coagulation factor IXb. The transcript is spliced from 8 exons. The record is from RefSeq and is a predicted model, not a curated record. Gene Ontology annotation, cellular component: extracellular region. NCBI's taxonomy places the organism in Eukaryota, Metazoa, Chordata, Actinopteri, Perciformes, Serranidae. Bases 246 to 1916 code for a protein of 556 amino acids. Gene Ontology annotation, biological process: proteolysis. Gene Ontology annotation, molecular function: serine-type endopeptidase activity; calcium ion binding.
GCUUUUCAAAUGCUGUCACCUUAUAUCUCUCUCUCCUUCAGACAUUCACACAUUCAAAAUCUCUCACACAUUUUUUCCCCUAUCCUCACUUUCUCUCUUUCACUCUCUCACACACACAAAUGUGAACUAACACACUCUGCGGCUUCCCAGGUGAGUAAACAGUGUGUCUCUGUACUUUGGAGUGGUGGAUCUAUCUCUCUGGCACUGAGAUCAGGCUUUGGCUCUACAGUCAAAGCAGACGGACAAUGGACAACGACAAGAUGGCCGGGGCUUGUUUGCUGGCUUUUGUUGCUGUUUUACUGCUGGAGGUGUCCGGACUGGCCGCUGAAAUCACAGAGUCAAACACAGGAGCUGUGUUUGUGUCACAGCAGACGGCAGAUGCGGUGCUGCGUCGCCUGCGCAGGUACAACAGCGGCCAUUUUGAAGAACUUUCAAAAGCCAACCUAGAGCGGGAGUGCAGAGAGGAAACCUGCACGAUGGAGGAGGCCAGGGAGUGGUUUGAGGAUGAUGACAAAACUAUGGCAUUCUGGGCCGGCUACAUUGAUGGUGACCAGUGUAAGCCACCCCCCUGCCAAAAUGACGGUGUGUGUGAAGACGGAAUCAACUCAUAUGUCUGCUGGUGCAAACCAAACUUCAGUGGCAAGAACUGUGAGAUGGAGGUGACCAAGCAGUGUUCAGUCAACAAUGGUGGAUGCUCCCAUUUCUGUGUGAUGAAGGUGGACAUACCCGUGUGUCAGUGUGCAGCUGGUUACAAACUUGGGUCAGACAAGAGGAGCUGUGAACCAACAGAACAAUUCAGCUGUGGUCGUGUGAACAUGUCCUCCACCUCCUCCGGCAGGUCCAUCCUUGCCCCCCGCUCACGCAGUUCCAACGACACCCUGGAGGAUGACUUCAAUGACGAUGAUAUAACACAGCUAUAUGAUGAUUACUAUGACCUCCAUGCAAAUGAUUCAGACCUGUCCAACACCUCUGUGGCCCCUGCAGUGAACAAACGUUCAGUGAGGUCGAUUCUGAACUCCUCUGCAAAUCCAGCGGAGACUAUUGUGAACGGUGGGCAGGCAAGCAGUGCCACUGAAACGCCCACAGAGAAAGAUCAGCUGCCCUACUGGGCUUUCUUCCCCACACUCCCCUCCAUCACAGAAAAAGACAACACAGACCAGAGGAUUGUGGGAGGCGAUCAGGCCAUUCCUGGAGAGAUACCUUGGCAGGUGGCCCUGAUGUCUUUCUCAGCUGUCCUUCAAAGAGCAGAGCCUUUCUGUGGGGGGUCUUUGCUCAGUGAAUUAUGGGUCAUCACCGCUGCCCAUUGUCUGACGGAGGCUCAUGCCACUGGAAGGAAUUUCUUCGUCAGAGUGGGUGAACAUGAUGUGAGCAAGGUUGACGCUCCAGAGCGAGAUCAUCAGGUGGCAGAGGAACAUUUGCACCACAUGUAUAAUGACAAGAUGUCACAGUAUAACCAUGAUAUUGCACUUCUGAAGCUUGCCACUCCGGUGGAACUGUCCCGUGAACGGCAUCCCAUCUGCCUGGGCCCCAAAGACUUCACAGAGAACCUCUUGAGGGAGGCCAGCAGUUCUCUUGUGAGCGGCUGGGGACGGCUUAAGUUCCGUGGCCCCGAGGCCACCAUGCUUCAGAAGCUGGAGGUCCCCUACGUAGAUCGCACCGAUUGUAAGCAGAGCAGCAGGGACCACAUCACGCGCUUUAUGUUCUGCGCUGGCUUCCAAAGUGAACAGAAGGAUUCGUGCCAGGGGGAUAGUGGGGGGCCGCAUGCCACCAAGUACAAAGACACUUGGUUCCUGACAGGCAUCGUCAGCUGGGGAGAGGAUUGCGCCAAGGACGGGAAGUAUGGCAUCUACACUCGAGUCUCACGGUACUACCCUUGGAUCAGUCAGAAAACAGGGCUCCACAUUAUCAAGGAAUAACGCAGCUUUCAGCCAAAGAAACACACAGAAGAAGCCAAGUUUUUCUUCCACUGAAUCAUGUUAAUUUCUUCAAUUAAAUGUAAUAAAAAUAUUGUGAUGAAAUAUUGCAGUAUUAUACCUUGUAGCUCUUCAUCCAGUGUUUCAUUGUAUGCAAGAGCAGAUUGUAAAUGCAAUCCUGAGACGCCAAAUAACAUGUAAAAAUUCUUUAAAUGUCCCUGAAUCUUAAAGGCCCUGCUCACCAGUGUUUCCACUUAUUUGCUGAUUAGACCUUUGCUCAGGUUGACUUUGGGUGGAGCUAUACUGGAAUUACCAAGGCCAGAGUUACUGUCACACUGUUGGGAAAUACCACUGCAGGGCAGGAAAUAGUGUGAACUUAAAAAGCUGUGUGUUUAGCAGCAGCAACAGCAAACAAUGCCCAUGUUUAGAAGUAGAGAUUUGAAGCUUUUACCAGAGGUGGGAUUCAGUCACACGUUUGCAGGUCUCACGUCUUAACCUUCAAGACUCAAGUUACUGUGAUGAGAGUCAAGUAAGUCAAGUCCCUGCUGUAAGUCAAGCAAGACAAGUCAAGUCAUUGGUUGGGUCAAGCAAAUCACAAGUUAAGUCAAAAAAAUGUCAUGAUCUUGUCGAACGUGAGCUUUUUAGCUAACGUUUGAUCAGUCAGUUAGCUAAUAAGUUGAAUAAAAUGAUCCACUUCUC